UAUGGAAAUGCAUCCCAUUUUGUCAUAAAAUAAUAUCCAAAAUUCAUUAUCUCAUUUCCACUACCAUAAACCACCGGCAAUGGCCACCAUUCGCCACCUCUUUAUCCUCACUUUUUUCACACUUAUCUUAUUAGUUCAUGCCAAAUUAAAUCUUCACCUAAGUGAUCAUGAAGCCCUUUUGGCAAUCUACAUGGACUUGGGUGUUUCAGGUCACAAUGACAACUUUUGUAAUGCCCCAGGAAUCUUUUGUGAACGGAGGAGCUCUAAUAGAUCCUCCGUUCUCCGUGUCACUCGUAUUGACUUCAAACAUCGGCGAAUGAGAGGCUACCUCUCUCCGGCGAUAGGGAAGCUUACAGAGCUCAAAGAGCUCUCUUUACCCAACAACCACCUAGUUGACCAAAUCCCAUUCCAAAUCACAAACUGCAAGAAGCUUGAAGUUCUAAACCUUCAUGGCAACCGGUUUUCGGGACAAGUCCCAGAUGGGUUGUCUUCCCUCACCCGUCUUCGGAUCCUAGAUCUUUCAUCCAAUAAAUUCUCAGGUGAUCUAGGAUUCUUGAAGUACUUUCCUAAUCUCGAAAAGUUAUCACUUUCGGAUAACUUGUUUAGUGGAAACAUACCAGCCUCGAUUCGUUCAUUUAGGAAUCUUAGAUUCUUUAAUGUGUCUGGCAAUAGUUUCUUAGAAGGCCCAAUGCCGGUUUUGAACCAAUUGGACGAGUCUGUUCCAAAACGUUAUGUAUUCGCCGAGACGAAUUCUAAUAAUUCUUCAAACCGCCAGUCUUCAACUGGAAGCGCCCCAGCUCCUGCUCCAGUUUCCGAACCCAAAAAAGAUGAUAAAAACAACAAGAAAAAGAAGGUAAUUCGUUGGAUACUCGGGUUUUUAGCUGGAUUACUAGCUGGGGUUAUAUGUGGUACUAUUUUCUCGGUUUUGUUUAAAUUGGUUAUGAAUAUGAUCAAAGGUAAAAAGAAUGAAACCGGGCCAGCUAUCUUUAGCCCAUUGGUUAAAGCUGAAGAACUCACGUUUUUGGAGAAAGACGACGGUGUUGAUUCCCUUCAAGUGAUAGGAAGAGGAGGUUGCGGAGAAGUCUAUAAAUAUGAAUUACCCGAAGGCAAAGUGAAAACAAUGGCAAUCAAGAAAAUAAUACAGCCUCAAAAAGAUGCAUCAGAGUUAACAGAAGAAGAUACUAAGCUGCUGCAUAAGAAAAUGAGACAGAUCAAAUCAGAAAUCGAGACGGUUGGGAAAAUUCGACAUAGGAAUUUACUUCCUUUACUAGCCCAUGUAUCUCGGCCACAAUGUCAUUAUUUGGUUUAUGAGUUUAUGAAAAAUGGAAGCCUGCAGGAUAUGUUACAAGCUGUUAAAGAAGGCAGACGAGAAUUAGACUGGUCAACUAGACUCAGGAUUGCAAUAGGAAUAGCAGCCGGGCUUGAGUAUCUCCAUAUGAGCCAUACGCCUCGUAUUGUUCAUAGAGAUUUAAAGCCCGCGAACGUUCUCCUUGAUGAUGAUAUGGAAGCCCGUAUAGCUGAUUUUGGGCUCGCGAAAUCAAUCCCUGAUGCUGACACGCAUAUGACAAGUUCAAAUGUUGCUGGGACGUUAGGAUACAUCGCGCCUGAGUAUCAUCAAACUAUGAAGUUUACGGAUAAAUGUGAUAUUUAUAGUUUUGGGAUAGUGUUGGCGGUCUUGGUGAUGAGUAAGCUUCCAUCGGAUGAGUUUUUUCAAACUACGGCCGAGAUUAGUUUGGUGAAGUGGAUGAGAAAUGUGAUGGUUUCCGAUAAUCCAAAACAAGCCAUCGAUCCAAAGAUGAUGGGUAAUGGAUACGAGGAACAAAUGCUUCUUGUUCUUAAGAUUGCUUGCUUUUGUACACAAGAGGACCCGAAAGAAAGGCCUAAUAGCAAAGAUGUUAGGACCAUGUUGGAUCAGAUCACCCAUCAAGCACGAAAUGAUGGGGCAAUUUAAAAUAAAGAUGCAGCAGAUUGAAAGAAUUUGAUCCAUAUAUAUAUUGAUAUAGUUGUGGUUGUUGUUGUUGUUGUUUAAGUAUAGCUGAUCAAAAUGUUCAUAUGUUUCCUUAUAUGGAAAAUGUAGCAAGUUUUACCUUAAGUAUUUCUUUAAUUAGCAUCAUUAAUAAAUGUGUUUAUAUAUUUUUGAACAA
Molecule: messenger RNA, 2144 nt
Organism: Erigeron canadensis
Lineage: Eukaryota; Viridiplantae; Streptophyta; Magnoliopsida; Asterales; Asteraceae
Product: leucine-rich repeat receptor-like serine/threonine/tyrosine-protein kinase SOBIR1
Exons: 1
Coding region: 80-1951 (623 amino acids)
Biological process (GO): protein phosphorylation
Molecular function (GO): protein kinase activity; ATP binding; protein binding
Source: RefSeq, a predicted model, not a curated record